Entelurus aequoreus (snake pipefish) is the source of this 4030-nucleotide messenger RNA. RefSeq names its product occludin. Gene Ontology annotation, cellular component: bicellular tight junction; transcription elongation factor complex; membrane. Gene Ontology annotation, molecular function: cis-regulatory region sequence-specific DNA binding. The transcript has 9 exons. Lineage: Eukaryota; Metazoa; Chordata; Actinopteri; Syngnathiformes; Syngnathidae. Gene Ontology annotation, biological process: bicellular tight junction assembly; positive regulation of transcription elongation by RNA polymerase II; snRNA transcription by RNA polymerase II. The coding region runs from base 232 to 1848 and encodes 538 amino acids. The record is from RefSeq and is a predicted model, not a curated record.
CGGACUGGUGGUGGGGCCAUUAACAAGCAGGCAGCACUUGCUCGAGCAGACCGUUGUCCGAAGUGGAGGACGCUUUCUGUCGCUUAAACUCAGCUUUAAAGUUAACUCGAAAAUAUAAAUUUUUGGUUUUUAACCACUUGUUUAGCUUGCUGGAGAAGAAAAGCAGUUUUGACUGGUUACAAGGACGACUUUUGCUUCGCAGCGAGACCCAGGUCUUGACAUUCGUCAGAGAUGUUUGACAAGCAGCCCUACGAUAGUCCGCCAGUCUACACCCCACCUUCCAACAACGGUUUUGGAGCACCAGGGAGCUUCAAUGCUCCCCUCAGUGACUACAAUGCCUACCCUCCUCCGCCUGGAUCCUACUACAUCGAGGAUAAGCCGCAGCACUUCUACAAAUGGGUGUCACCUCCUGGGAUCAUCAAGGCCAUGAUGGCUGUCGUCAUUGUGCUGUGCGUGGCCAUAUUUGCUUGUGUGGCCUCCACUCUCAUGUGGGACAUGCAGUAUGGUGGGUAUGGAAAUGGCUACUAUGGAUCCGGGACUGGCUACGGUAAUGGAUAUGGCAUGGGAGGAAGCUAUGGAACAGGAUAUGGCAAUUAUGGGGGCUAUGGUAACUACGGCUCCUAUAUUUCCCCCUACUCGGCCAAAACUGCAAUGAUCGCCAUGGCAGCCAUUAACUUCAUCGGUUCACUGGCUUUCUUCAUCGCCAGUUUCUCUAAAUCCGCCGCAAUCCGCAGCAGGAAGUACUUUCUGGCACUUCUGAUAGCGAGUGUCAUCAUGGCUGUCCUGCAGGGCAUCAUAAACAUUGUGUAUAUAGUUGGAGUAAACCCCAAUGCACAGGGUUCGUCCAAUAUGAUAUACAAUCCCAUGCUGAUGAUGUGCCAGAGUCUCUAUCAGACGGGCUACUCUCAGAUGGGAGGGGUGGGAGGCUUCCCAUUACAGAACCCAUACCUCUACCAUUACUGCUUUGUGGACCCUCAAGAGGGAGUUGCCAUGGUGUGUGGAUUCCUGAUUGUAAUCGCCUUGGCAGUUGCCGCUUUUUUUGCACACAAAACAAGAGGGAAGAUCUGGCGCUACGGCAAACCCAACAUCUUCUGGGAGCAGCCUCUUGUCGGUGGGAAGGCAUCAGAGGGCAGAGACGUAGAGGAUUGGGUGAACAAUGUGGAGGAAAACCGCAGUGUUCAGGAUGCCCCAACCCUGCUGGUGUCAGAGAAAGGAGGCGGUCAGCUUAAUGCUUCAGUGAACAGUGUCAUCUCCUACCCCCCAGCCAAGGUGGACAACAGCUCCUUCAAUGGGGACACCUAUAACAACAAUGAAUACUCUGAGCGAACCCUCAGCCGACCAUCAGACGUGUUUCUCCAUGGUGGGAGGACCAGCUCCAGUCCCUCAGAGGAGACAGGCGGAGGGCGUAAACCUUCUGCCAACAGGGCUAAGCGACGCAGGCGUAACCCCGACAUGGAUGAGUCCCAGUAUGAGACGGAGUACACGACAGGAGGAGAGACUGGCAACGAGCUUGAUGUGGCAGAGUGGGAGAGCAUGUACCCCGAGAUAACAUCUGACGAACAACGUCACGACUACAAGUCUGAGUUUGAUGCUGACCUUAGGGAGUACAAGCGCAUGUGUGCAGACAUGGACGACAUCAAUGAUCAGUUGAACAAACUCAGCAGGCAGUUGGACACACUAGAUGAGACCUCUGCUAAAUACCAGGGUGUAGCAGAGGAAUACAAUCACCUGAAAGACGUAAAGCGGACAUCAGAGUACCAGUCUAAGAAGAAAGAGUGUCGCAGGCUGAGACACAAACUGUUCCACAUCAAGCGCAUGGUGAAGAAAUACGACAAGAGCCACUCAUAGAUCCACGCAUCUUGACGCCACACUGCAAAUACUACACUCCAAAACGCUUCACUCAGUCUCUGUUAUGAUUGGACCACAGUAACUGGCUUACUGGGACAAUUCCAAUUCACACUGACACACAAGGACAUACAAGGAAUAUACUGGAUGUAAUAACAAUCUAGAAUACUACUUUCUCCCCUAAUACGGCAAACAGAAGUUGACAGUGGACCGUAGAACAAAGAAUAGCAGGAAUGUCAUUUAGUUGCCUCUGACAAAAACACAGCAGACAGUUUACUGACCCACAACAACUGUACACAGGUUUAGUUUGCACACACGGUAAACAGUGUGUGCAAUCUACAAAAUAGCAUGUACUAUUACUGGGCGUGUUGCGAGCGAUUUACUAAGACUGUGUGUGUAAUUGUAAAGUGGUGCAGACCGCCUUGUUUGAAUGAGGAUUUGGCGUGUACUAAACGCAGUAUCACCACGGAGACACUCUCAUUUACUGCACAUUCAUGUUAUCAUGCUCCUACCUGCAGCGUUUUGCUUUGUUUUCAAACAUGCAGGAGACAUGUAAUAAUUGUUAUGGGCAUUUUAAAAGCAGUCUUGCAGUGCAUCUACAUUAAACAACUUCUUUUUUUUCCCGCUUAGGUUGCGCUCAUUGGAGAGAGGCUGCACUUAAAAGACGCAAAAAUGCAUACUCAAAGAAUAUUUUAUUCAUAAAAGAAACAUUUUAAUAACAUACAGUAUAUUCAUUCUGUGUGGAAAAAAAUGGACGUCAUUAAAAAUAUAUUAAAGGACACCAAAACGCAUCAGUGGAAAUUGUUUUAAUCAGCCCCUUAAGUCCUCUAACAGUUAUAAAAUUAUAAAAUGAUGUUACUGAAUAGACGCUAUGUCUAAUAUUUAAACAUUUCUGACAUCCAUAAUGUUGACAGACACAUAGGACGGAGGAUUCUUGUCUGAUCCUGCAGCUGUGUGGAACUGUUGGUUUGCAUCCCCUUUGACACGGGCUAAAUAAAACGCAAAAUAGUGCGUAAAAAUUAAUAGUUAGUUAGUUGUUAAUAAAUCAAAUCGCGUGUGCUAAAUAAUUAUAUUUGCAUUUUCUCCUUCCAGUAUUGGGUUUGUUUUGAUGAUCAGAAUAUAUUUUGCGUAUUAAAAAUGGACUGCACGCCUUAUUCUGCUCACUUAAUAGUCGCAAUCCACUUUGCACACAUUUAGUAGAUCAGCUUUGCGUGUGCUAUCAAGUUUGCUCAUGUUUUAGUACACACAAACCUUUAGUAAAUCAGGGCGUAAGUCUCCAGUUGUUUACUGGACACACAAGGACACAUAAUUGUUCACUGGACACAGAGGGAACAUCAUGGAUGUAAUGAUGAUUUACAAUACUACUUUAUCCUCCAACACUUCAUGUAAGGCAGCAAACAAAAGUUGACAAGGGAUUAAGAACAAAGAAUAACAGGACCGUCUCAUAAAAAAACGGUCCUAGAACAACCACACACAAAUUUAGUUUGGAAACUAACUCUCCAAUUGGCUCUUAUCUCGACAGAUAAGAAUAUUACGUACAGGUUAGCAAGGUUGCUGUGAGCUUCAUUUUAACAUUCAAAGUUCCAACUUUUUGUUCUGUGUGCCAGUGUAUGUGUCUAACAAGCUCUCUGUCACAACUUUGUAAAAAACAAUUUUUAUAACUCCAUGCUGAAUACCAGCGUGACUAAAAAGGGGACUUUUUAUAUUUGUAUUGUACAUAUUCUCAACAACUCCUGAUUAUUCUUUAUGAAUACUUCAGUAAUGAUUUUUCAUUUUAUGCACUGCAGGAAUCAAAGGAAAAACAUUUCUGUAAGUACUGUAUGUUUUAGGUUAUUCACCUAUGAUGACAUAGACCCAGUGUAUUGUUUUCAUAUGAGUGGUCAUUUGAAAUGAGUUCAUGCCUAUGCAAAUUCGGAACAAAAGAGCAAUAUGACACAAAGUUCCUUCCUGACCAAUGAAAAUGAUUAAAUUUUUCGUUAAAGUUUGCAUCUGCUUAGUGUAAGAUGUUACAAUCAAGUGUAUAUUCUCAAGAUUGUUUGUUUGACACACUUGUGAUCUGUGGUUAGUUAGUAAUGUAUGUUUUUGAGGAACAUGGUUGUCUUCUGACAAACUAUUGUUGAGCCAUUUAUUUUUGUAAAGCUAAACUUUAUAACUGCCACCGUCUCUGAUGUAUAAAAAUUUGUGA